Rhizophagus irregularis DAOM 181602=DAOM 197198 is the source of this 1096-nucleotide messenger RNA. RefSeq lists its product as uncharacterized. The record is from RefSeq and is a predicted model, not a curated record. Lineage: Eukaryota; Fungi; Glomeromycota; Glomeromycetes; Glomerales; Glomeraceae.
AUAAUUCUUAUAUAAUUAAUCAAAAAACAUCAUCAUAAAAAAAAUAUAUUUAUACACUCAUAUAUAAUUCUUAUAUAAUUGAUCAAAACAUGGGUCACGAUCUAUCAAAAUAUAUUGAUCCCGCAUUAUUUAAUACCGAUUCCGCAGAUUCAAAAAUUUCCCAAAGAAUAUCCACGAUAGCACCGAAUUAUAAUAGCGGUGAUCUAGACGCUUCAUCAGAUACCCUAACAUUAAUUCCAAAACUAUUGGAACAAUCGGAGGAAAAGUUAAAAUCAAGUGAUUAUGAAGCUUGCAUAUCUCUUUUACAACGAGCAUCAAAUCUUGGGUCUGGUCUUGCCGCUGCAAAAUUGGGUUUUAUAUACUUGCAUGGUUUGCAAGAUUCUUCUACCGAGCCACCAUCUUUCAAAUAUAUAAUAAAACCAGAUUAUAAAAUGUCAGCAGAAUAUUAUUUUUUAUCAUUGAAAAUAAUAAAUUUAAUUGUUUAUACUUUAUGGGAUAUGAGCUUAUUACUAGAAGUGAUCGUUUCCGUAACCGAUUUAUAUCGGUAUAAAUUUGAUCGAAAAAGUGAAUUAUGGAAUAAUGGAUUGGAAAUUUUAAAGUUGUUCAAUACAACUCUUAACGAAAACCAAUUCGUGAAGUUUCAAACUCACGAAAAUAAUCAAAUAAGAAACGCCAUUAGGGUUCACAUUUUAUUCAUAUUUGCUUUAACUCAUGAAUUAGAUAGAAAAUUUUCUGAUGCUAUGAAAAUUUACCAUGAGUGUGAAAAAAUUGGUCAAACAUUUAUCUCUCUUAGCGCAGAUAAAUUAGUGAAAAAAUCCCAUACUAAUUAUAGAAUAUUACAAAAAGAAUUAGAUAAACAAACUCCAAAAGUUUUGCCUAUAUGUACAGAAUGUAAUUUUAAACCUAAAAAUACGGCGGAAGUUUGGGGGUUGUUAGUUUGUUCUAAAUGUCAACAAGCUGCCUGUUGUAGUCGGCAAUGUUUGCAACUUCAUUUAACAAAUGAUCAUUAGUACAUAGAUUUUAUAAAUAAUAUAUUAUAAUCUUUCAAUUUUUAUUAUGUAUUUUUUUAAUAAUUAAAGGUAAUAAAGGUCAAAAC